AUGACGACAGGCAACGGGCAGUGCGCGCAAACACUUGCAGUGAACGACAACGUGCGAUCAUCUGUACUAGUGUAUGUACACUGCCUCAAACUGGAAAUUAAGCAAGAGAGGUUGGAGGAUACUGCAGAAGCAGAAGCAGAAACAAAAGAAUCAGCAGAAGCAGAAAAAGCAGAAGCAAUAGAGCAGAAGCAGCAAAAGAAGGAGCAGCAGAAGAAGCAGCAGCAGCAGAAGCGGAAGCAGCAGAAGCUACAGAAGCAGGAGCUAUCUAAGCAGACGCAAGCGGCAGAAACAGAAACGCCAGAAGUAGAAGCGGCAGCAGCACAUGCGACAGAAGCGGCUGAAACUGAAGCAGCAGAAACAGAAGCAUCAGCAGAAGGAGCAAAAGAAACGGAAGCAGCAGAAACAGAAGCAGAAUCAGCAGGAGAAAAGGCAUCAGAAGCAAUUGAAACAGAAGCAGCAGAAGAAUAA
Hyposmocoma kahamanoa is the source of this 468-nucleotide messenger RNA. RefSeq lists its product as uncharacterized. The coding region runs from base 1 to 468 and encodes 155 amino acids. Lineage: Eukaryota; Metazoa; Arthropoda; Insecta; Lepidoptera; Cosmopterigidae. The transcript is spliced from 3 exons. The record is from RefSeq and is a predicted model, not a curated record.